Rana temporaria (common frog) is the source of this 7004-nucleotide messenger RNA. It is a transcript of the gene COL16A1, whose product is annotated as collagen type XVI alpha 1 chain. Lineage: Eukaryota; Metazoa; Chordata; Amphibia; Anura; Ranidae. The record is from RefSeq and is a predicted model, not a curated record. The transcript is spliced from 71 exons. The coding region runs from base 148 to 4977 and encodes 1609 amino acids.
GGAAGACUGAAAGAGAAGUUUCAGCACAAGAGAAAAAUUGCUGAGCUUCAAGGGAUUUUUUUUCUGCAACAUGGAUCCAAACUCCUGUGUCUAAGGAAAGGCAGCUUUAUAUAGCGGUAAAAUCAAUUGAACUCACCACCUGCCAACAUGUGGGUUUUUUGGACAUCGGCGAUAUAUCUGAGCAUUUGCAUUUUGUACAGCAAUGGACGAAUCCUACCUCAGACAGAUGACUUGUGCCCAACAUUACAGAGUGAAGGACUGACGACAGCAGGGGAAGCGACCACGAACAAUAACACGGGGUUCAACUUGAUCAAGAGGUUUUCUCUCCAGAAAAUGAGUUCUGUAAAGAAGAUUCGGAACCCCAGAGGACCUCUCAUCAUGCGGUUAGGAGGGGCAAGGCUCGUGGAGCAGACAGUACAGGUGUUUCCUCUCGGGUUGCCUGAAGAGUUCACGCUGGUGAUGACCCUGUUACUAAAGAAGCAGACAACAGAUGAAGACUGGUACCUCUUUCAAAUAAGUGACCGGUUGGGAUACCCACAGAUAUCAUUAUCAGUCAAUGGAAAAGAGAGAAGUAUGGAUUUCCAAGCUAAAGGCCGCGAUAAAGACUUUGUUGGUUGCACAUUCACCGGACCUGGACUACAUUCCUUAUUUGAUAAUGCAUGGCACAAGAUAGUGCUGAGUGUGCGAGAGAGGGUUGUGUCUAUACACAUUGACUGUAGCUACAUAUCCAGCAAACCUUUUGAGCCCAGAGGUGCUGUAUCUAGUGAAGGGUAUACUUUCAUUGGGUUGGACGUGGUGACUGGAUCCCCGAUACAUUUUGACAUCCAAAAGUUUGCUAUAUAUUGUGAUCCCCAAAUGGCUAUGCAGGAGAGCUGCUGUGAAAUCCUUCCUUCAGGGUGUCCUGGUGAAGCAUCUAAGACAAGACGCAACGUGGAGGGUGUAGAAAAUGUGCAAAAUAGUAACCUGAUAGAGUUUCCUGCAAAAUCAAAACCUCAGAGUUACACUCGAUGCUUCUGCCUUGAGGAUUCAUUACGCAAAACAGGCGAGAAGGUGUCUUCAGGGAUUCCGAUAGACCUGCCUCCAGAGUGUGAAUCGUGUGCUUUUCGUCUCCCAGAAACCAAUGUCUCAGCAGGACCACCAGGCCCCAGGGGUCUCAAAGGUGAAAGAGGGCUGUCUGGAACCUAUGGACCCAAAGGGGAGAGAGGAGAACGAGGGGCAGAUUGCAUCCGAACCUCAUCAGAUGGACCCCUUCAGUGUGCUGAGGGUGUAAAAGGAGAAAAGGGAGAGCGAGGGGAGGCGGGUCUAAGAGGAUACGAGGGACCAUCUGGGCCAGAAGGAGAGAAAGGAAAAAAAGGUGACAAGGGAGAUUUAGGAUUUAAAGGAUCUUCUGGUGUUCCUGGUCGAGAUGGCAGGCCAGGUGAAAUCUGUGUUGUGGGACCAAAGGGUCAAAAGGGAGAAACCGGAAUUGUAGGCCCUGAAGGACUGGCAGGAGAACCGGGACCUCCAGGAAAGCCAGGAGUCCCCGGGAUUGGAUUACCAGGCAAACCUGGUGAUCCAGGUGGCCCUCCUGGCCUCGCAGGUGAAAUGGGUACACCAGGAAUUCCAGGCAGAGAUGGCGCAGUGGGAAAACCGGGUAAACCAGGUGUCUCAGGACUGAAAGGAGAUAAGGGUGAACCAUGUGAAAUGUGCCCAUCUGUGAAUGCUGAUGGGACACAAGUUAUUAGUGUGCCUGGUAUCAAAGGGGCGAAAGGACAAGCAGGUCUUCCUGGAAUUGGAGAGCCAGGAAAGCGAGGUGAAAAGGGCGAAGAAGGGACUAAAGGUGAACAGGGACCUUCGGGUAUUAAUGGCUUCAAGGGUGAAAAGGGAGAGUCCUGUGAGGCCUGUAUAGAUUCUCCAGCCCUCGCUAAUUUAUUUAACCAAGGCAAUCGGGGUCCCAAGGGUGAGACUGUAAUUGGACUACCUGGCCUUCCGGGGAUACCUGGUGUGGAUGGACUGUCAGGACCCAGAGGAGAAAAGGGAGAUAGAGGUGUUGUAGGACCAGCUGGAAUACCAGGUACACCAGGAGGUCUUGGAAUGACAGGUCCCUCUGGACCCAAAGGAGAAAAGGGAGAUCAAUGUAGCAUCUGUCCAAAUCUCCCAGCUGAAGUAACAAAGCCUGAUACGAUCUAUGCCGUGCCAGGGACCCCAGGAGAGAAAGGAGAAAAGGGGGGACCUGGAAUUGGACUGCCAGGGAAAAAUGGUAUGCCAGGGGAUGCUGGAACAAAAGGGCAGAAGGGUGAGGCUGGUAACCAAGGGGAUUCUGGAAUUCCAGGGACAACAGGUGCGCCAGGUCUACCUGGAUCACCGGGAAUCCAAGGGUUCAUCGGAUUUAAAGGAGAAAAGGGCGAUGCCUGUGACUCUUGUCCAGUAAUUGUAGAUGCAAAUCAAGAUGUUGUUGGCUUACCUGGAAAACCUGGAUCAAAAGGGGACCAGGGUCCUCCGGGGCUUGGACAAACAGGAAGACCUGGACAGCCAGGAAUACCUGGGGUCCAAGGACCACCAGGACCUAAAGGAACUCAGGGUGAAACAGGGCUUCCAGGACAAGGAAAAAGAGGAGAACAGGGGGAAAGAGGACUGCCUGGUCCAACUGGAAAAUCAGGACCUCCAGGACCUCAGGGACCUACAGGAAUUAUGGGCCCCAAAGGCGAAAAGGGUACCACUGGACAAAAAGGGUCAUUAGGAGACCCAGGAAUUCCUGGAAUGGGUGCCAUGGGACCUCCGGGACGUGAUGGCACACCAGGAAAACCAGGAUAUCCAGCAACUAAUGGCAGACCAGGAGACAAGGGGGACAGAGGUGAAAAAGGAGAGGGUGGAGUAUGUUCCUGUCCUCCUGGACCAUGGAUGGAUUCAUCAAAUGGUGAUUUCUGGCGAUAUGGAAUUCAGGGACCCCCGGGACCACCCGGACCUCCUGGUCCUCCCGGACUACAAGGUCAUCAGGGUUUGCCUGGACACAAUGGUAUGCCAGGACCACCUGGAGUGCCAGGAGAACUGGGACCCCUGGCUGCAGAACGAAACAUUGAUGUCCUGAAGAGUAUUUGUGGGGACUGUGCCAAUAUGCAGAACAAUCCCAGCGCCAUGAAAGGAGAGAAGGGAGAGCAAGGACAGCCUGGCGUUCCUGGAGAAGAGGACUGUGAGAGGUGUCGAAUGGAAAAGAAUGAAGAAGCUGGAGACGAACCCGAUCCUGGAUGUGAAGGUGUAACAGGUCACCCAGGAUUGCCUGGAAUGAAAGGAGAAGAGGGGCCUACAGGACCAAGAGGUUUUCCUGGCCCCCCUGGACAAAUUGGGCCCCCAGGUUUUCCAGGCUCUCCUGGCUCCCCCGGAUUACCUGGCAUGCAGGGAGAACGAGGACCAGCUGGACCGAAUGGAGAAAAAGGAGAACUGGGGCCUCCUGGUCUGCCUGGAUAUCCUGGAGCUCUUGGUCCCCCAGGACUCCCCGGUUCUAAAGGUGAGCGAGGGUACAGUGGACCAGGCGGUGAAAAAGGAGAGUCGGGUCCUCCUGGUAUUCCUGGUGUCCCUGGACCUGCCGGCCCUUUGGGUCCAAGAGGAGAGAGAGGACUGUCAGGAAAGUCUGGAGAAAAAGGUGAUCAGGGAUUUCCUGGACCACCCGGAUUUCCUGGACCCCCAGGAUCCCCAGGAUUCGCAGGAAAGCCAGGAUCAACAGGACCACCUGGGCCUCCAGCAGAAAAAGGUGCUGAAGGACUACGUGGCUCUCCGGGACUUUCAGGUCCCCCUGGUACUCAUGGACCACCUGGAGUGCAAGGUCCCCCUGGAAUUGAAGGACUAGAUGGAAAGGAUGGCAAGCCAGGAUCUCGGGGAGAACCAGGUCCACCAGGGUCUCCAGGAAUGAAAGGGAUCCCAGGAUUUAAAGGAAAAACUGGACAUUCAGGAUUACCAGGACAAAAGGGAGACUGUGGACCUGCAGGACCACAAGGAAGUAUUGGUCGGCCAGGAGCAGAGGGUGAUCAAGGUCCUAUGGGCCCACAAGGACGCCCAGGUCCUCCAGGACACAUUGGACCUUCUGGAACCCCAGGACAACCAGGCCCACCUGGACCCCCUGGACUUGGUUUGAAAGGUGAAAGAGGCUCCCCAGGUGAACGGGGUAUGAUGGGUACUCCAGGAGAACCAGGAGGCCCAGGACAUCCUGGACCAGCUGGUGAGACAGGAUUAGAUGGGGAACCUGGGAAAGAGGGCGCUCAAGGAAAGCCUGGCAUACCUGGAAUACCUGGGGAAAAGGGUGAUACUGGUGCUCCUGGAUCUUCAGGACCCCCAGGUGAGAGAGGAAGACCAGGGCCAUCAGGAAACGGCUAUGGAAAAAGUGAUGCUGUUGGAAUUGUUGGGCCUAGAGGACCUUCUGGGGAAAGAGGAUCUAGUGGCCCUCCUGGUCCACCAGGUACACCAGGAAAUCCCGGAACUCCUGGAACAAUGGCGGAUCCCAUCAAUUAUGAUGAAAUUAGGAGGAUGAUUCGACAAGAAGUUAUCAAGAUCUUUGAUGAGAGAAUGGCAUAUUAUGCACGCAUGCAGACGCCAGUAGAGAUGGUUGCCUCACCUGGAAGGCCAGGUCCACCUGGUAAGGAUGGAACUCCAGGACGCCCAGGAUCUCCGGGUGCCCCAGGUUCUCCUGGGCAGAUCGGACGAGAAGGAAGACCAGGAUUACCUGGUUUGAGAGGUGAACCCGGAACAAAGGGAGAAAGGGGAAACAAUGGAAUUGGUACCAUGGGUGAUGUGGGCCCACCUGGAUCACCAGGACCACAAGGACCACCUGGAUAUGGUAAAUUAGGACCACCAGGUUCAACAGGACAACAAGGCAUCCCAGGUAUACCAGGACCAGCUGGACCAAAAGGUAACACAGGAAAAGAUGGAAGAUGCAACCCAUCGGAUUGCUACAGCAUGAUGUCAGUACAAGAGUACCAGCCAAAGAACAUGAAAGGACCUGGUUGAUAAGCUGUCCCAUUCCACAGACCCUAACAACAAUUUUUUUGUGUCUCACUCAAAGUCCCAAAUUCUUUUCUUUUAGACCCUAAGAACUGUCUCACUGGAUCAUCGUCAGAGAAGUCUGUCCUUUCCUUGCUAGAGUGGUCAACUGAAUUAUUUUCGAUAUACUAAUCUCUAUAUAUUGAACCAUAUCGAGAGGCAAACAAAUUCUGGCAAAGAAAGGGAAGGAUAUAUUCAUGCACCUUGUAUACUUUUAGGCCUUCUUUGUCCAUGCCAAUAGGCUCUAUUCCUUACCUUUUUUUUAUUUUUCAUGAUUUCCCUUAUUUCUUCAUUAACUUGUAGCACUUGAGUAAACUGUAAAAUCCCUGUCCGUGGCAGACCAGAAUGACAAUUCAUUAUCUCACGAUUCAUCAAAAUAACAUCUGAGUGGUCAAGAGUUUCAUAACGGAACUGUUUCCAGUCUUUGCCCCUAGCAUGAUAAUUCUUCACAUUUUCCAUAAUUGGGAUAUGGAUUCCACUUUACCUUGUCCAAGGUUUGAGAUGAGGACUAUUUUUUAUUCUUUACUCUUCUAGUAUAUAAAGAAAUAAUUUUAUAUUUUCAGCUAUGUUUUUUGUAUGAGAUGUCCUUACUGUAUUUCUUAGCUUUGUUUAUUGAACUUUCUCCAAAUCAAAUAUCCAUAGCAUAUACCUUACCAUACAUUUCAUUUUAGGCAUUUGUUGCAAUUUUUCUAUAAAAUUGUCUUAAUUUAUUCUGCUGACUGUGUCAGAAACAUCAAGGAUACCUUGUUAUUAUCUUUUGAAUCUUUGUAUUUCUUUAUUUGACGGCUAUUGCUAGGUAAUUUCAAUAACAUGACAGUUUUUGGUAUUCAGCAUUUUCAGUUUUUCAAACUGUACAGAUGUCAUCUGAGUCUUUUACAUGCUUUGUAGCACAUAUUUAUCAUCCCUCUAUUGUUUAACUUUUAAAAGCUGAUAUAGAAAAGUCACAGACUGUUGUGAAAAUCUAGUUUGCUUUUCAUUGCCUGUCUGCAUCAAUCUGCAUAUAAGAUGUGGGGUGGUGAUCCGCCUGGAAAAAAAAAAAAAAAGAUUUUUGUUAAAGCGGCCCUGUCAUAAAAUUAAAUAUGACAGACAGAUGUUGCCCCUUAAAGGAGAGGUAAUGUCUUUGCCCUCUUCAAAAGCCACAGUGUCUGCAAAAUGAUUUUCAUCCAAUCACAAUUUCUCAUCCAAUUGGGGAGUGUCAUAUUUUUGGUCCCCCGCCUAGCACUGUAGUUCCUUUAGCUUGCCACUAUUUGACUUUAAGACAAAGUAACGAUAAUGGAGCUUAGCAGAAGAAACUACAGAAAGUGUCAGGUGACCAGAAGUCUGGUACUCCCUGAAGUGUGUGAAAUACAUCGGAUUCCCUGGGGCCCAAUACCCCUCCAGAAAAAGAUUAGCAGUGCAGGUGGCAGGAUAAGUAAGUUCAAUAUGUCUUCUUUACAGUGAACCCUUUUUUGCCAUUUUUAAUUUUGCAACAAUUUCACUUUAAAGAUAAUUAUAGGAAAACAGCCACAUACAAAGUAGACUUUGUUGCUAGAUUAAAACAAUAAAAAAAAUGCAUUGUGGAUGUAAAAUGUUACCUCAGCCUGUUAUACAACUUUCAAGGUAAUUGAAAAUAUGCCACCUAUUGCACCUAUGUAUGCAAUAGGUGCUUCAUUCUUUCGGGUAAUGGUUGCAGUGAAAAGGUGCUUCCAAAUAUGUUAGGUAAUAGAACACACUGCAUCCCCUCUAUGAUGAGUGUACAUAAUAAUAAUUGUGAUUGUAUUUAAUAAAGUAGACCUGAAUCCCAUACUAUAUAGACACAUUUUAUGGCUGAUCAGUUAAAAUGAAAAUGAUUAAACAAAAGCAUUGAAUGAAAUGCAAAAUCUUUUGAAAGCUUGUAACUAGUUUGUGUAAAUGCAGACUAUACAAUGUAUUACUGUGUGUGUACAGAGCUUUAUUUGUUGAUGUUUUUAAUGUGUAUAUAAUAUGGUAGAAUGUAAAAUGUUGCAGAAAUUUCA